Adineta steineri is the source of this 801-nucleotide messenger RNA. The record is from the annotation of a GenBank genome assembly. NCBI's taxonomy places the organism in Eukaryota, Metazoa, Rotifera, Eurotatoria, Adinetida, Adinetidae.
AUGUUUCGAUUAUCCUUCACACAUUUCAUAGCUACUAGUAGAAUAGUAAUAAAUUCUUCAACACGUUCAUUCCAAAGAUUAUCAUCUCCAUCAAAUGAAAAUAUUAUUCUUUCUACGACUUUAACAGAUAAUUUAUAUGGCUUCAAAAAUUUCAUACAAAAGAGACAAUUGACGAAUACUGUGAAUAUUGAACAUGAUAAAAAUGCAACAAUACAUAAAUCAUCACAAUUACCAAAAGUUUAUACACGUACAGGAGAUCGAGGUACAUCUGCUUUGUUAGGUACAGGUUCAAAUCGUGUAUCAAAAGAUUCAUUAAUAUUUGAUGUACUUGGUACAAUUGAUGAAUUAUCAGCAACACUUGGUAUUGUUCUUUCAACUUGUUCAAUUCCUGAAUUAUCAAAAGAAUUAGAAAAUAUUCAAUGUCGUCUUUUUGAAAUUGGUUCAUGUGUAGCUGCUAAUAAUCGUUCAUCUCGUUUUACAUUUAAUGAUUCAAUAUUAAUUAAUAAUUUAGAAGAACAAAUUGAUAAAAUGACAAAUGAAUUACCAGCAUUACGUCAUUUUAUUUUACCUGGUGGUGGAAGUCAAACAGGAUCUAAUCUUCAUUUUUCAAGAGCUGUUUGUCGUCGAUGUGAACGUUUAUUAACAAAAUGGUUAAAUAAUCAGAAUAUAGAAGGAGAAGAACAACAAGAUACAAUUAUGGGAAUUUAUUUAAAUCGACUUAGUGAUUAUUUAUUUACAUUAGCACGAUAUAUUACAUUUAAAGAGGGACAUAAAGAAAUUAUAUAUCAGAAAAAUAAAUGA